AGCGAGACCCAGCCACCUUCCCGGCUCAUACUUUGUUGUAAUUCGACAUCAACAACCUCAUUCCAAAGCAACCUCGAUUUCUUUCAGGUAACCUUUACACCCCCAAAAACACCACUCACUCUUUCCGUUUCUUCCUCAAAAUGGCUUCCCGAACUUACAACGCCAACCCCUUCUUCUCGUCCGCCUUCUUCGCUCCCUCCAUCGGCGAGAAGAUCGACAACGCUACCGCCCAGGCCCAGGCCAAGGCCGAGGAGCUCAAGGUCAAGGGAGAGAAGAUGGCCGGUGUCUACGGUGACAAGGCCUACAACAAGUUGCAGGAUGCCAAGGAGAUCGUCAAGGACACCGCCUCGGUCAACCCUACCGGUGUCGACCUUUACGCCAGGUUCGCCCUUGCCGGUGCCCUUGGUUGUGCCAUCACCCACGGUGCCUUGACCCCCGUCGAUGUCGUCAAGACUCGAAUCCAGUUGGAGCCCGAGGUUUACAACAGGGGUAUGGUCAGCGGAUUCCGACAGGUCAUCGCCAAGGAGGGUGCCGGCGCCCUCUUGACCGGUCUCGGACCUACCGUCGCCGGAUACUCGGUCCAGGGAGCCCUCAAGUUCGGAGGAUACGAGUUCUGGAAAAAGGUCGCCAUCGACACCGUCGGUAUCGACUCGGCCCGUGAGAACAGGACGGCCAUCUACCUCGGAGCUUCUGCCAUCGCCGAGUUCUUCGCCGAUAUCGCCCUCUGCCCUCUCGAGGCUACCAGGAUUCGAUUGGUCUCCCAGCCCAGCUUUGCCAGUGGGUUGUUCCCCGGUUUCGCCAGGAUCGCCAGGGAGGAGGGUGUCGCCGGUUUCUACGCCGGAUUCGGACCCAUCCUCUUCAAGCAGGUCCCUUACACCAUGGCCAAGUUCGCCGUCUUCGAGGUCGCCCAGGAGAAGAUUAUCGCCGCUACCGGAAAGACCAAGGACCAGCUCGUCGGUUCGCAGUUGACCAUGGUCAACUUGGCCGGAGGUCUCAUCGCUGGUAUGGCCGCUGCCGUCAUCUCGCAACCCGCCGACACUUUGCUCUCCAAGAUUAACAAGAGCAAGGGAGAGCCGGGUCAGGGAACCACUUCCCGAUUGAUCACCAUGGCCAAGCAGCUCGGACCCGCCGGUCUCUUCACCGGUAUCGGUGCCAGGUUGUUCAUGAUCGGUACCUUGACCGCCGGUCAGUUCAUGAUCUACGACGACAUCAAGCGAGCUUUGGGAGCCAAGGGAGGUGCCGAGAUCCAGAAGGUCGCCAAGUAAUUAUUGUAGGGCUGUUUUACUCUCAUUCGAUAGACGGUUCUUGCGAUAUCAUAUAUACAUCUACAGUUCUUUUCGUCUGUUACGAAUUGGG
Messenger RNA from Filobasidium floriforme, 1356 nucleotides. RefSeq names its product mitochondrial carrier domain-containing protein. NCBI's taxonomy places the organism in Eukaryota, Fungi, Basidiomycota, Tremellomycetes, Filobasidiales, Filobasidiaceae. The transcript is spliced from 8 exons. The coding region runs from base 141 to 1265 and encodes 374 amino acids. Gene Ontology annotation, molecular function: phosphate transmembrane transporter activity. Gene Ontology annotation, biological process: mitochondrial phosphate ion transmembrane transport. Gene Ontology annotation, cellular component: mitochondrial inner membrane. The record is from RefSeq and is a predicted model, not a curated record.